Penicillium nucicola is the source of this 888-nucleotide messenger RNA. RefSeq lists its product as uncharacterized. Gene Ontology annotation, molecular function: oxidoreductase activity. The coding region runs from base 1 to 888 and encodes 295 amino acids. The record is from RefSeq and is a predicted model, not a curated record. NCBI's taxonomy places the organism in Eukaryota, Fungi, Ascomycota, Eurotiomycetes, Eurotiales, Aspergillaceae. The transcript has a single exon.
AUGACGACAGCAGCAUUCAACUACAUCGACCCAGCUUCAUUCGACGCAAAUGCCACAGAGGCAUUCAAAAAGCCAUGGAGCAAAGUCGAUGGGCCUGGGCAAUCCUUCAAACUCUCCAGUCACCAGCGCUCCGUGCAGAACAUCCGCGGCCACGAGUCUGAAUUCUCAGUAGACAACGCCGGAUUCGCCGUGUACAAUGAACAAGCCCAAGAAACGGCUUUUACAGACGACACGGAAGUAAAGAAGGGCUACUACAGCGAAGUAGAAGACCUCCUUCGAAAGAAGCUCCAUGGCGUGAAAAAGGUCGUCAUCUUCGACCAUACCAUCCGACGCCGAACACCGGGAUCAGCACGAGCCCCAGUCCAGCAGGUCCACGUCGACCAAACCCCCGGCGCGGCAGAAGUGCGUGUGCGCCGCCACGUGCCUGAAAACGAAGCAGAAGAAUUAUUGAAAGGCCGCUAUCAGAUUAUCAAUGUGUGGCGACCGAUCGAAAACCCGGCCUAUGAUUUCCCGCUUGCGGUUAUCGAUUGGCGGAGCACCCAUGCCUCGGACUAUGUCAAAGUCGACCUUCUAUAUCCGAAGGAUCAAGCAUCCGGGGAAGUGGCGCCGAAUCCUGAAUCGGCAUUCUCGACUGACGGCUAUGAGGUCAAGGGGGAAACGUAUGGUAUUGCGCCGAAUGAGAAUCAUCGAUUCUUCUAUGCUAAGGAUAUGACGCCCGAGGAGGUGAUGUUGAUCAAGUGCUUUGAUUCUCGGAGCCAUACUAUGACGGAUGGACGGACGGAUAUCGCUCAUGCGACUUGCCAUACUGCUUUUGUUGAUCCGCAGACUCCGGCUGAGGCCCCGGCUCGGCAGAGUAUUGAGGUAAGAUGUUUGGUCUUUUAUGAGUAG